AUGGGGUUUUCAAGAACUGUGGCUGCUGCUGCCUCGGCAUCGUUGCCACAAAAUCCAAAGAAUCACCAUGCUUUUCGGGUCGCCAUUGUGGGCGGUUCCUUGGGGGGACUUGCGACGGCCAAUGCUUUACAAAGUACCGGGAGAUUUCAAAUCAUUCACGUCUACGAGCGCGCACCCGGUCCAUUGGAUCAAAAAGGAAGUGGUUUGGGAUAUGUCAACGUUGCCGCCUGGGAAGCUCUUCGCAACGACGAGGUACCCAUGAUGCGUCGGGGUCGACGUGCCCAUCGUCAUCAGGGAUCCUUUUAUUAUGGCGAUUUGUGGAAAUAUCUUUAUCAAGGACUGCCUCCAGGUACGGUUCGAUUUGGGCAAACCAUUGAAAAAUUGACCAUGAACAACAACAACGACAGCGACAAUGGCCGUGGUAGUACCGUUUCCAUUGACAAGGAGGAAUAUGAUUUGGUGGUCGUAUCCGAUGGUGGCUUUUCGAAACUGCGAAAAUAUGUGUUGCGCGAUGAUGCCUUGGAUGAUAACAGCAAUAACAAUUGCAAGUCGCCGCACAAUAAUGAUGACUACUAUCAAGUGGAACCCGAGUACGCUGGUUAUGUGGUUUGGCGCGGUGCUGUGUCCAUCUCCAAAAUUCCAUUGCACAUCUUGCCUCGAAUACAUGAAGGAGUCUAUAAGAAUGGGAUUUACGAUACCAUUUUGCUACGACAGGCCAAGGACAAUGGCGAAGAUCUUUGGACCAUGGGGACAUUUAUUAAAACGCCGGAAGACGAGGUGGAUCAGUAUUGGAACAAGGCUACAGAUGGCACCAGUCGGCAUGGAAGCAUCAACGACAACAAGAAAAAUGUUAUGCCCGAUUGGCUCAUACAACAUUUUACGGAUCACUUUUCCAAUACACCAGGUUUGGUCGAAUUGAUGGAAUGUAUCCGACAGCACGGCGAAGUCUCGCCUCAUCCACAAUACGAAUUCGGUCGCAUUGAGAAGGUGCAUGAGGGUCGAGUGGUGAUCUUGGGCGACGCUGCCCACAUGGCCAGUCCGCGUACCGCCGUGGGUGCCCACACGGCCAUUUUGGAUGCCUUGGCCUUGAAGGAUUCUUUUGAAAAAGAGCCCCCCGAGAGUAAUAUUGACGCCGUGUUGGAGCUCUACAGUCAUGCCGGCCUUCGUCAUGCCCGUGAACUUUAUGCACGUUCGAGAGAAGUCUCAUCGGAAUUUAUUGGCGACUAG
Messenger RNA from Cylindrotheca closterium, 1227 nucleotides. Lineage: Eukaryota; Bacillariophyta; Bacillariophyceae; Bacillariales; Bacillariaceae. The record is from the annotation of a GenBank genome assembly.